Cannabis sativa is the source of this 1874-nucleotide messenger RNA. RefSeq lists its product as uncharacterized. The transcript is spliced from 6 exons. Gene Ontology annotation, molecular function: phosphatidylinositol transfer activity. The record is from RefSeq and is a predicted model, not a curated record. The coding region runs from base 679 to 1599 and encodes 306 amino acids. NCBI's taxonomy places the organism in Eukaryota, Viridiplantae, Streptophyta, Magnoliopsida, Rosales, Cannabaceae.
GAAUAGGAUAGGGAGAAGAGUUAGGUAGAGAAGACUAACUGAGUCAUGACUCGUGAGUUGUGACGAGUUGUUGUUAUGCUUAAAUCCCUUCCCUUGGCGCUCUUAACAAAAUCCAAAAACCCUUUCUUUCUUCAACAAAUUCACCAUUGCAACUCUCAAAAAGCUUCGAUUUUUCUGCUAACCUCCUCCUCAAUCUCAUCCAGGAUAGCAUCGUUUGUUUCAGUGUCAUUAUAAUCGUGAAAGGCUCUCUAAAAGUGUCAUCAAAUCUCAAUGGAGAAAUGCUUGUCCACCGAAGAGCAGCAGGCAAAGGUACAUUUGACUCCCACAUUUUAUGAUUUUGAUCCUUUUCUAUUCCCUUGUCGUAAUACAUGAUGUUAUAUUUGUUAACACGCCCUUCAUGUAGCAAACAAGAGCCUCAUUGUAUGUGGAUAUAAUUAUCUCAAUCAAUGCGUUAUUCUGGGGUCUGAUUACAGUAUCCAUAUCGGUGACACACAAAGGCAAAUUAAAUGUAAAGAAACUCCAUUAGGAGUAGUAAUUCACUGUUUUGUUUAACUUGUUACUAUUCUUUGCUACUAUGAAACAAACUAAUCAUACAAAUUUUAAUUGCCUCAUAAUUUACUGUCAUCUUAUUUCUAAAAAUUAGAUCUUGAGUUUCUGCAGAUCAAUGAAGUCAGAAAGAUGAUAGGUUCUAUUGCUGAUAAGCUUCCAGAUAUCUGUUCAGAGGCAUCCAUAUUGAGGUAUCUCAGAGCACGGAGCUGGAAUACAGCAAAGGCAGGCAAGAUGUUGAAACAAACCAUCAAAUGGAGGCUAGACUACAAACCCGAAAACAUUCGAUGGGAAGAUAUUGCUCGUGAAGCUGAAACCGGAAAAAUCUACAGAGCUAACUAUUUUGACAAAUUCGGAAGGGCUGUUCUUAUCAUGAGACCUGGUUUCCAGAACACAAACGUUGUAAGUGGACAAAUCAAGUAUCUAGUCUAUUGCAUGGAGAAUGCAAUAAUGAAUCUAAAGUCAGACCAGGAGCAGAUGGUAUGGUUAGUCGAUUUUCAAAACUGGAACACUUCUAGCAUUUCAAUAAAGGCAACUCGGGAAACAGCAAAUGUCUUGCAGAAUCACUACCCCGAGAGAUUGGGUUUUGGAAUCCUCUACAAUCCGCCAAAAAUAUUCGAGUCCUUCUGGAAGAUGGUGAAACCAUUUAUUGAGCCAAAGACAUUCAAGAAAGUUAAGUUUGUAUACUCUAACAACCCUCAAAGCCAGAAGAUCAUGGAAGAGCUUUUCGAUAUGGAUAAGUUGGAAUCUUCAUUUGGGGGGCAAAACUCAGUGAGUUUCGAUUAUGAAGCUUAUGCACAAAGAAUGAAGGAAGACGAGAAGAACAUGUCUAAUCUCAUUAACUCUCGUUCUUCCUCACCAUCCCUAGUGUCCGAAACACAUCAGCUGUCAGAAGCAUUGGCUUCCGAUCUAGGUUCUGAUGGUGACGAAGUUAAAUCCUCAUCCGAUGAUGAAAUAAUCCCUUCUGAUUUGGUACUCGAUGAUGAGAAGACACCGGACCGAUCAGAGCUACACAAUGAUGGUAAAGAUGUUGUAAAUAGCAACAUCAAGUAGUAUGCAUUUGAGAUUUGGUUUAAAGGCUGGAAAUUUACUUAUUUUGAGGAGUAAAAUUCCAAAUAUAUAUAUAUAAUAUAUCUGUAACCUCCACAAACUAAUGCACAAGUGAAAUCUCUCAUUGGUUUUAUUGGUCUCCAAAUGAGAUUUUGUAAUAACUCAAACAAUGUAAAUAAAACUACAUAUUUCUUUCAUUUUGAUUAUGAAAGUGAUAAAGAUAUGGGAUGAUGUUGAUUGAGAGGUGGGAUAAAGCAUCCCCAAACUCAUUGAUCAAA